Molecule: messenger RNA, 1805 nt
Organism: Quercus lobata
Lineage: Eukaryota; Viridiplantae; Streptophyta; Magnoliopsida; Fagales; Fagaceae
Gene: CAP1
Product: cyclase associated protein 1
Exons: 10
Coding region: 74-1495 (473 amino acids)
Biological process (GO): actin filament organization; cytoskeleton organization
Cellular component (GO): cytoplasm
Molecular function (GO): actin binding; adenylate cyclase binding
Source: RefSeq, a predicted model, not a curated record
CACAGUCUCACUGCGUGUGUUUUUUUUUAGAUAGAGAAAAUCUCAGAGAGAGAGAGAGAGAGAGAGAGAGAAAAUGGAGGAGAAGCUGAUAGCUCGGCUGGAAUCGGCGGUGGCUCGGCUAGAGUCGUUGUCGACCGGGUUCGGGUCGAGAGGUUUACCCGCUUUCGACGACGACACGGCGGCGUCGUCGUCGGAUCCGUCGAUUUUGGCGUUCGACGAUCUGAUUUCGCAGUACUUGGGUAGGGUUUCGAGCGCGGCUGAGAAAAUUGGUGGACAGGUGUUGGAGGUCACGAAUGUGCUGCAAGAAGCUUUCAAUGUUCAAAAGGAGCUUCUUAUCAAAGCCAAACAAACUCAGAAACCUGAUCCUGCUGGGUUACCUGAAUUUCUCAAGCCACUGAAUGAGGUGAUGGUAAAAGCAAAUGCAUUGACAGAAGGGAGGCGAUCUGAAUUUUUUAACCAUUUGAAGUCUGCUACUGAUAGUCUUUCGGCAUUGGCAUGGAUUGCAUUUACUGGAAAAGACUGUGGUAUGAGUAUGCCUAUUGCACAUGUGGAAGAGAGUUGGCAAAUGGCUGAAUUUUACAACAACAAGGUUCUUGUAGAGUACAAAAGCAAAGACCCAAAUCAUGUUGAGUGGGCCAAAGCCAUCAAGGAACUAUAUUUACCUGGCUUGCGGGAUUAUGUUAAGAGUCACUAUCCAUUGGGCCCAGUUUGGAGUGCCACUGGAAAACCGGCUGCUGCUCCACCAAAAGCUCCUACGCCUGGAGCCCCUGCUCUUCCACCUCCUCCACCAGCUUCUCUUUUUAGUUCAGAAUCUUCUCAGGCUUCAUCAUCACGCCCAAAAGAAGGGAUGGCUGCUGUUUUCCAAGAAAUUAGUUCUGGGAAGCCUGUGACUUCAGGUCUGAGAAAGGUCACAGAUGAUAUGAAGACAAAGAACCGUGCAGAUAGAAGUGGUGUUGUUAGUGCUGGUGAAAAAGGUCGUUCAAAUUCGCCUUCAUUUUCUAAAGCAGGACCACCAAAGUUAGAGCUUCAAGUGGGUCGUAAGUGGGUUGUUGAGAAUCAAAUUGGAAAAAAGCAAUUGGUUAUUGAUGAUUGUGAUUCAAAACAAUCUGUAUAUGUUUAUGGAUGCAAAGAGUCUGUCUUGCAGAUUCAAGGGAAAGUCAACAAUAUUACAAUUGACAAGUGCACUAAGAUGGGAGUUGUAUUUACGGAUGUCGUGGCUGCUUUUGAGAUUGUAAAUUGCAAUGGGGUUGAGGUGCAAUGCCAGGGAUCAGCUCCAACUAUUUCUGUGGACAAUACGACAGGCUGCCAGUUAUAUUUAAGCAAAGAAUCUCUUGGCACAUCUAUAACAACAGCUAAGUCUAGUGAGAUCAACGUAUUGGUACCUGGUGCUGAGCCUAAUGGUGAUUGGGGGGAGCAUUCUCUGCCACAACAGUUUGUUCAUACAUUUAAAGACGGCCACUUUGAAACUACUCCAGUCUCUCACUCCGGAGGGUAAUUGGAACUAUUUUUAAUUGCCAGUUUGUGAUCCUAUAUCUUAUUCCUUGGAUGUUCCGGUGGCUUGUAUUUCUCUUUUCCUUGAUUCAAUUUCGGUCGGUAUAUAGUUGUUAUACAUUCAUGGUCUGUUGGUUAUGCUGUUUUUUGGAUUGGUUGAUCAAACCAUUGGAGUUUUUUUUUUUUGCGCGAUUCUUUGGCUAAGUUUGUUUCCAAAUGUGUCUUCUGAAAUUUCUGAACCUGCCUUUGUGCUGUAAUGAGAAUUUACUGUAAUCUUUGCUUUGUCAAAAUUUCUUAAUUAAUUAUGUUUUAUU